Messenger RNA from Microthlaspi erraticum, 774 nucleotides. Lineage: Eukaryota; Viridiplantae; Streptophyta; Magnoliopsida; Brassicales; Brassicaceae. The record is from the annotation of a GenBank genome assembly.
AUGAGUAAUAUGGCUGCACCUCCGCCGCGACAACAGUCGAAGGUUGAUCCGAAAAAACUUAACAGAGCCGUGAAGUCUCUGAUGAAAUGGUGGGACUCCAAAUCCAAGUCCGAGGACUCGGAACCGCUCGAGGACGACGGCUUCGUCUAUCUAAUCGUGACUCUGAAGAAAAUCCCGCAGAUGGAUCGGACGAGCCCCGUGAUGAUCCCUCUUCCCCAUCCUCUCAUCGAUCUGGUCGAAGACUCGCCGGCGCUCUGUUUGAUCAUCGACGACAGAAAGAAGAACAAAAUCACAAAGGAGUCGGCGUUGAAGAAGAUCGAAGCAGAGAAUAUUCCAAUCAGCGCCGUGAUUAAGGUCUCGAAAUUGAAGACCGAUUUAGUCAAACUAGAGUUAGAAGAAGGGAAGCGAUGCGAUUUGUAUUUCGCGGAGAAGAAGCUACUGCCGUCAUUGCCGAAGCUAUUGGGGAAGGAGUUCGUGAAGAAGAAGAAGAAUCCGAUUGCGAUCAACCUGUGGCAAGGUAAUUGGAAAGAGCAGGUCGAGAAAGCGUGUGAAUCGGCUUUGUUCUUCGUUGGGACUGGUACUUGCAGUGUUGUCAAGGUAGCGAAAUUGUCAAUGGGAAGGAAGGAGAUUGCAGAGAAUGUCAUGGCUGCCAUAGACGGGAUUGCAGAUUCGAUUCCUGGUAAAUGGAAGAAUGUUAAAUUGUUUCAUCUGAAGUUGGCAGAGAGCUUGGCAUUGCCUGUUUAUCAACGAGCUCGAGAUUUGGAGCUCGAAUGA